CGAAAUAAAUGUAUUUGCAGCAUCUAGUAAUUGUAAUACCAAUACGACAAGCGAUCCAUGCGUUCAGGCAAAUUCUUUAUUGAGACCUUGUGGCUCCUCUAUUCUUAAACCGCAACCAACUUCAACGUCUGUAGAAUUACGCAUUAGUACAUGUAUGUCUACAAGCGAUUUGAAUGUUCAUGUUAGAAAUGAAACACAAUAUAUAAGUGAUUGUGCUUCUUUUGGUGCUCAAUUUAAUGAAAAUGCUCCUACUGAUACAGGCGGUAGUGGGGGUGGUUCGAAUUUUGUUUUAAUAAUAAUAUUUGUAAUUAUUGCAAUUAUUGCAGUUGCAGUUGUAGCAUCACUCGUAAUUUGUCAACUUUGUAGACGAAAAAGACAACAAAAUCAAAAUGCAGCAGCAGCAUUUAAUGAGAUAAUACUUCCUGAUAGUCAUAAUCAUUAUACAGGUCAAAAUCAAUAUUCAAUUCCACAAUCAAAUAUGGGUUAUUCUUCAGCUCCACCUCCCCGAUAUUAUUAA
Molecule: messenger RNA, 517 nt
Organism: Dentiscutata erythropus
Lineage: Eukaryota; Fungi; Glomeromycota; Glomeromycetes; Diversisporales; Gigasporaceae
Source: the annotation of a GenBank genome assembly